Carassius carassius (crucian carp) is the source of this 1647-nucleotide messenger RNA. It is a transcript of the gene gtpbp10, whose product is annotated as GTP-binding protein 10 (putative). Lineage: Eukaryota; Metazoa; Chordata; Actinopteri; Cypriniformes; Cyprinidae. The coding region runs from base 125 to 1246 and encodes 373 amino acids. The record is from RefSeq and is a predicted model, not a curated record. Gene Ontology annotation, molecular function: GTPase activity; GTP binding. Gene Ontology annotation, cellular component: mitochondrion. The transcript has 10 exons.
UGUUUCCGGAAGUACACACGUGUUUGCUCCUUCUUCAACGAUGCAGAGUCAGUAACGUUGUAACUAAAACCAGAUAGAUUUAUGCCACUUUAAUUCAAUCUCUGCCUUGGGGAAUUAUUUCAGGAUGGUCUGGACAAGCAGAGUUUGUUGUCGGAAGUAUGGCAACUUUGUGGACAAUAUACGACUUUAUGUGAGGGGUGGGAGUGGAGGAAUGGGUUUGCCCCGUUUAGGGGGACAUGGGGGAAAUGGUGGAGAUGUGUGGGUGGUGGCCAAAAAAGGCAUUACACUGAAGCAAAUCAAGGACAAGCACCCUAACAAGCGAUUCACUGCAGGUCUUGGUUCAAACAGCAGUAUUCAUGCUCUGAGAGGGGCCAAAGGAGAGGACGCGCAGGUCUUGGCACCUGUUGGGAUCAGUGUUACAUCGGACGAUGGGAGAAUCUUAGGAGAGUUGAACUGUGAAGGAGACAGUCUUUUGGUGGCCAAAGGUGGUCAGGGUGGCACUCUUACCUCCGGGUUCUUACCCAGUAAAGGUCAAACCAGACAGAUACGGCUGGACCUUAAACUCAUCGCAGACCUUGGACUUGUAGGGUUUCCCAAUGCAGGCAAAUCCUCCUUGCUGACUGCAUUGUCUCAUGCUAAACCAAGGAUUGCCAGCUACUCCUUUACAACAUUAAGACCUGAAAUUGGAAAGGUUAUUUAUAAUGACCACAAGCAGGUUUCAGUAGCAGACUUACCAGGACUCAUUGAAGGUGCUCAUGAGAAUAAAGGCAUGGGACACAGGUUUCUCAAGCAUGUGGAGAGAACCAAGCAGCUCAUGUUUGUGGUCGACAUCUGUGGGUUCCAGCUGGCUAGUAACACCCCGUUUAGAUCUGCAUUUGAAACCGUGCUGCUUUUAACCAAGGAAUUGGAGUUGUAUAAGGAGGAGCUGUUAGGCAAGCCGGCAAUCCUGGUCAUAAAUAAGAUGGACCUUCCCGAGGCUCAGGGUCAUCUCCGAGAACUGGAAGCUCACUUGGAGAACCAGGAAGAAUCAAGCCACCUUUUUUCUGAGGAUGUCAUCCCUAAAAGCCUAAUGCGUUUCACGCACAUCAUCCCAGUCUCUGCCACAACUGGCCUUGGUCUGCCCUUGCUCAUGUCCCUUAUCCGCCAAUCCCUUGAGGAGCAGGACGUCAUAGAAACUGAGGGUCAGCGCAGUGAGAGACUACUCAAGUUGAGAAGGGAGAUUCCCACGUCAUCCAUACCUAGCUGAGGGUUUCCUCAACUGACCUGAGAUCCUUCAAACAGGUUUCAGUAUGGCAGCCCAUAAAAUGAUCCUCAGGGAUACUGUUGAAUAUUUGCAGACAUGUGAAACAUGAAGUAUGUGGUUAAAGCGCAUUCAGUGGAACACAAACAGCACAUUUGACUUGACAAAUCAGUCUGUAUAGACUAGUAUCUGUGCCUGGUAUGUGUUUAAAUGUUGUAUUCUGACAUCAAAAUGCCGACUUUGUGUCUGGGUAAGCGUCUAUGUAAUGCAUUGCUUGAAGUUUGAUUUAGCUGCUCUCCCAGUCUAAUAAGGCUGGUCUGGACUGCUGGAACUUGUCAACUGCUCCCCAGCUAUACCAUCUGAACAGGCCGGGAGAUCAGAAUAAAAGCAGUUCAUUACAAAAAAAU